AUGUGUGUCAAGAAAUUCUGGGGCUACACCUGCGGGCACUGCAGUCCCUGUUUCCUAGUCAAAUGUCCCACUACGGCGCAAAACGACAAUUUUCCACCAUGUUCCAUUCCGGCCGAACAGCCGAUCUUCGCAAAUCAAUUCUGCCACGCGUGUAUGCGGGUGAAUUGGAAUAAGGGGGUGAUUGCUGAGGAGGAGGCUCAUAAGGGAAGACAUGAGAGGGGAGAGUGUGGGUGUGAGGUUGUGUUUGAUAGGGGAGAGAGGGAGAGGAGGGAGAGGGAAAGAGAGGCGAGGGAGAAGGAGGUGAAGGAGGUGAAGGAGAGGGAGGAGAGGGAGGAGAGGGAGAGGGAGGUUAGGGCUUUGAGGGAGGGGGGUGGAGAGUUGGAGGCGAGGGAGCAGAGGAGGGAGAGGGAGAUGGAGGGGAGUGGGAGUGGGAGUGGGAGUGGGAGUGCUAGUGGGAGAGAUGGAAAUGGAAGGUUUAGAGCGAGAGGUAGGGGAAAAGGUCGAGGGGCCGCUGAUGCUGCAAAUGGUGCAGGCGUUGCAAGUGCAACAGAGAAAACUGGCGAGAAGAACGGCGGCGAGGAACGUGAAGGGAAAAAAAAGCAAAUGGAAGAAUACGGAGGUGAUGCCGGCAUGAUGAGAGGAAUGAACAGCGGAUUCACGAUGGGCGCCAGCUCAUCUUCAUCAGGAUAUCACAGCCCCCGUGCUACCGAUCCCAAUUCCACUCACCGAUACCAGCAUUACGCACACAACAACAUGGGAGGUGGUCCCAUGGACAAUACUGGGCUUGGAAACAUGUUCGACGUGAACCCCAUGACAGGCAUCAUAGCAGGAUUACCUAUCUCGAAUCCACCGCCUAUAACGAGUUCCAGCGAGAUGUACGGAGAUAUGAUGAUAAUCCCGCCUUCACCCCGAAUGUCCGCCAUGGGGGUCUAUCCCAUGGGCCAUCCCAUUCUCACCAAUAGAGGAACCGACAAUCAUCCAUAUGACGUAGCAGCACUCGGUGCACUACCACCUGCAGGACCUUCCAAUUGGCAAAGUCCAGGCAUCAUGACUUCUUCCACGUAUAGCGAUGGCAAUAGUAGCAGUGUGUACGCCGGAAACCAGUCCUCUUGGAACCCCAACCCUCAUCUCAAUGCACCUAGCAUGGAUCACCGCGCAUCCUACCGUGACGGUCAAACAAGAUCUCAACAUCCCACGCUACCAGCUUUUGCAGAUCCAAAUGUCUACCAACAAUAUCGCCAGCUUGAUCCCGAUGCCCAACGUAACGCCUACAAUUACGUAGGAUAUUACUGUAUAGACCGCCCCACCGGAGGAUCACCCCAAACCCGCGCUCAAGGCCCAGUUCCCACGACCGACCCCCAAACAAACAGUGGAUUCAUCCGAGCCCCCACCAUCUCAGCACUUCCCGGUGGUACCGCCGGCGCCGGAAUGGUCUGGCACUCCUCGUAUAACUCUCAGCCACCCCUUCCACCACUUUCAGCACUCCCAAACCUUCCACCACAAAUUCCCUAUUUCGGAGAUUCGGCUCCCGCAGCUCCAAGAUACUCCAACGAGGCACUUUCUGUUUCUCGACGCCAUGCGCGCAAUAAUGCACGAAACCCUUUUCAACGAUCGAGAACUAGUCCAUCGGUUGGAACAAUUCAUAUGCAAGGAGCGAACAAUACCGGUCCGGCUCAAAUGGAUUCUCAUGCAACACCUGGAACAACUCUGGGCCAGGUUUCAAUCCAUUCUAAUGCGACGACACCGGUAACUACUCCUGGCCAGUCGCAAGUGGGUUCUGAGGAUACACCUGUAACUAUGAACAUAUCUGUUUUGCGUACACCACGGGUCAUCAGUAGUAUGCCACGACCAAACUCGACAAUGUGA
Messenger RNA from Sclerotinia borealis F-4128, 1866 nucleotides. NCBI's taxonomy places the organism in Eukaryota, Fungi, Ascomycota, Leotiomycetes, Helotiales, Sclerotiniaceae. The record is from the annotation of a GenBank genome assembly.